UUCGUUCCUUCUGCAUUGUUUCUGUUUAUUUCGUUUCAGUGUAACGUCGCGUUUAUAAGCCGUCAUAUAAACAUCGCAAAAAGACAGCUGUGCAUAUUUUACAAAAGCAUUAUUAUUGAUCGGAAUAUAUUAUACGUUCGAGAUACAUAUAAUUAUUAUGAUGAUAUAUAUCGUUCUCUCCAAAGGUUGUAAAAAGAGACGAACAAUGAAUGUUAGAAACUAGAAAGUAAUACUGCGUGUCUAUAGAUAUUAGAAGAUUCGUGGAAUUUUUAUAAAAUUGCUUUAAAAUCAAUGUGCAAACUUUACAAGAAGCUGCUUGAUAUUUUUAUUCGAAGAUCGAGUAAAAACUAUUUCGAGAAAUGCAAGUAAUGCAAUUUCCAUUGAAAAUCCUCACAGUAGCGGGAUGUCGGCCACCAAACUCGUGGUCCUCAUUAUGCAAACGGACAAUGUACAAUGCCUAUACAGUUCUCACGUGUUUACUAUUGCUUACCUUCGUGUUACCGCAACUUAUGGACAUUAUUCUGAAUGUCGAUAAUCCCGACGAUUUCACGGAUACUUUUUAUGUAAUGCUGGGCAUGGUGAUUGCUGUCUGCAAGAUGCUCAGUUUAUUAUUAAAUCGCAAGAAUAUCGAGAUGUUAACCGCUACGUUAGAAGAAAAUCCAUUUAGACCUUUAGAAGAAGAUGAAAUCGAGAUUCGACAAAAAUAUGAUAAUAUAGUAUGGACCUAUUCCAUGUUCUACACGAUUUUGGUUGAGAUGACAUGCGGUUGCAUGAAUUUGACAUCUUUAUUUACCGACUUUCGAAAAGGCAAUUUAGCAUAUCGGGAAUGGAUACCCUAUGAGUGCUCUGAUACAGUGUAUUAUUUCACGUACUUUCGCCAAUUAAUAAGCUUGACAGUUGGAUCUAUCGUGAAUGUUGCUUGGGAUAUAACGAUUUGUGGAUUUCUCAUGCAUAUUUAUUGCCAGAUUGAGAUCUUAGAAUGUCGUGUGAAGAAAAGCUUGCGCAAUCGAGACGAUUUGGGUGAAUGUGUGCAUCAGCACAAUCAUAUCUAUAAAUUUGCGCAUAUAAUGAAUGAAAAGUUCAGGAUUAUACUUGCCAUUCAAUUCAUAGCAAGCAUGCUAGUGGUAUGUUCUAAUCUCUAUCGAUUAGCGAAAACCACGCUGAGCUUAAAAUAUAUUCCACUGAUGUCGUACACAAUCUGUAUGGGUAUGCAAAUUUUUAUCUAUUGUUGGUAUGGAAAUGAAGUGAAAUUAAAGAGCAUUCAAUUGUCCGAUGAAAUUUUUGGAAUGGAUUGGGUAACAGCAGACAAGAAAGUAAAAGAGAAUCUUAUAAUAAUUAUGAAUCGCUCUUUGAUACCCAUAGAAUUUUCUAGUGCAUAUAUUAUUACAGUGAAUCUAGAUUCUUUUGUGAAGUUGCUUAAAAUGUCGUAUUCAGUAUUCAAUAUACUUAAACAAACGAGAGAAGAAUAUUGAUGACAAUGUUAUUAAAGAACGAGAACGAAAUAAUAUUUACUAAAUAUGCAGUGCAUAUGUUGUAAAAAAUGUUAGACAACAGUGUAAAAAUAUCUUCGAUGGUAAUCGUAGUUUCUUGCCCAGUUGCAUAUCGUAUAUAUAUUACAUAUAUAAAUAAAGAAAAUAUUAUUUA
Molecule: messenger RNA, 1644 nt
Organism: Vollenhovia emeryi
Lineage: Eukaryota; Metazoa; Arthropoda; Insecta; Hymenoptera; Formicidae
Product: odorant receptor Or1-like
Exons: 6
Coding region: 360-1472 (370 amino acids)
Biological process (GO): sensory perception of smell; detection of chemical stimulus involved in sensory perception of smell
Cellular component (GO): plasma membrane
Molecular function (GO): odorant binding; olfactory receptor activity
Source: RefSeq, a predicted model, not a curated record